AUGCCCAAGAACAAGGGAAAAGGAGGAAAGAACCGCAGACGUGGAAAGAACGAGUCCGACCACGAGAAGCGUGAGCUCACCUUCAAGGAGGAUGGCCAAGAAUAUGCCCAAGUCGUAAAGAUGCUCGGCAACGGCCGCCUCGAGGCCCAGUGCUUCGACGGCGUCAAGCGCCUCGCCAACAUCCGCGGCAAGCUCCGCAAGAAGGUCUGGAUCAACCAGGGCGACAUCAUCCUCCUCUCCCUGCGCGAAUACCAGGACGACAAGGGUGACGUCAUCCUCAAGUACACCGCCGACGAAGCCCGCUCCCUCAAGGCCUACGGCGAGCUUCCCGAGUCCGCCAAGAUCAACGAGACGGACACCUACGGCGCCGACGGCGAUGGCGACUGCAACUUUGAGUUUGACGACGACCGCGACAGCGAGGAGAGCGAGGACGAGGCUGCUGGUGGCGCUGGCAAGAAGGAGGUUGACAUUGAUGACAUUUAA
Molecule: messenger RNA, 483 nt
Organism: Colletotrichum orchidophilum
Lineage: Eukaryota; Fungi; Ascomycota; Sordariomycetes; Glomerellales; Glomerellaceae
Product: translation initiation factor eIF-1A
Exons: 3
Coding region: 1-483 (160 amino acids)
Biological process (GO): translational initiation
Cellular component (GO): cytoplasm
Molecular function (GO): RNA binding; translation initiation factor activity
Source: RefSeq, a predicted model, not a curated record